ACCAUUUCCGCAAACAGGGUCAGGCCCCGGCGGAGGGGAGGGUCGAGCAGAGCUGCCAGCGGCUCCCAGGUAAUGGUUCGAGUCCCACCGUUUGGGUGUUAAAUGGGACAAACAUUAGUUUAUUUUGAUUGUUGUUCCUUCUUAAGCAACAUAGUUACGUGAUGACGGCCAGUACGGUGAACUACCUGUGGUCUAUCCAGGAUGUCCUGGGCCAAGGAGCUACCGCGAGUGUCUACAAAGCCCGCAACAAGAAAACGGGUGAGCAAGUAGCAGUGAAGGUGUUUAACGCCGCUAGCUACAGUCGCUCCUAUGAGGUCCAGAUGAGGGAGUUUGAGAUGCUGAGAAAACUGAACCAUAACAACAUCGUCCUGCUGUACGCUGUGGAAGAGCUCGCCUCGAAACAAAAGGUGUUGGUGAUGGAGUAUUGCUCGGGAGGCAGCCUGCUGAGUCUACUGGAGGAACCAGAGAAUGCCUUUGGCCUGCCUGAGACCGAGUUCCGCAUUGUGCUGCAGUGUGUGGUGCAGGGGAUGAACCAUCUGCGGGAGAACGGGGUGGUGCACCGGGACAUCAAGCCAGGCAACAUCAUGCGGCAGGUGGGGGACGACGGCCGCUCCGUUUACAAGCUGACCGACUUCGGAGCGGCCCGCGAGCUGAACGACGAGGAGAAGUUUCUCUCCAUCUAUGGAACGGAGGAAUAUCUACACCCAGACAUGUAUGAGCGUGCGGUGCUGCGCAAGCCCCAGCAGAAGGGCUACGGCGUGACCGUGGACCUCUGGAGCAUCGGGGUGACCUUCUACCACGCUGCCGCCGGCAGCCUGCCCUUCAGGCCCUACGGUGGGCCCCGCAAGAACAAGACCACCAUGUACAACAUUACCACAAAGAAGCCUGUGGGAUCCAUAGCAGGACUACAGAGGGAUGAAGACGGACCUAUAGAUUGGGGCUACAACUUUCCCCACAGCUGCCAGCUGUCACAGGGUCUGUCGGGCCAGCUGGUGCCAGUGCUUGCGGGCAUACUGGAGGCGGACCAGGAGCGCUGCUGGAGCUUUGACCAGUUCUUCAUGGCCACCACGGACAUCUUGAAGCGGGAGCCCAUUCACCUCUUCUCCCUGCUGCAGGCCACGGCCUCCUGCAUCUACAUCCACCACCACAACACGGUGUCCAUGUUCCUGGAGGAGGUGGCCUCCCAGACCGGCAUGGCGGUGGAGAGGCAGCAGCUGCUCUACCUGGGCCAUGAGCUCCCCCUGGAGAGCAACAUGAAGGUGGUCAACCUGCCCCCCACCUCUGCCGCCCAGCCCCUGCUGCUGCUGGGCCUGGGGCCCGACACAAACCCCGGCCUCCUCUGCAGAGAGCCGGAGAUCCCUGCCAUCCCCUCCAGGUUUGACAUCAUGGCCGACUACCGCUUCUCCAAGGUGAUGGUGGGAGUGGUCCACCAGUUUGUGAGGACAGUACGCACGCUGCACGCGCAGAGAGAGCUGCUCCUGCAGGGAUACUACAGUUACAUGAUGAAGCUCCGCAGGGACUGUGAGGCAGCCAUGGUCAGCAUCACCAUGGUCACCCUCAGACUGCAGGCCUGCCUCGACUUGGAGCACAAAAUAGGCCAAUACCCUCCAGAGAUACCCAGCCUCAUAGAGAACCACAACAAACUGCAGCUGAUCCGCGAGCACCUGCCCAUGUACGUGGGGGGUGUCCAGCAGUUCCAGAACGAGCUGGAACACCUUCUCAUAGAACAGGCCAAGCUGGCCGAGAGUCUGGCCAACGACAAGAGCCAUCAGAAGAUGAAGAUGCUGCUGGAAAAGAUCUCGGCCAUCCAUCAGAUGUACCGUAAAGACAGACAAACGGGCAAGCUGGGAUACAACGACGAGCAGAUCCACAAGUUUGAAAAGAUCCACCUGUCCACCUGCAUGAAGCGCAUGAAGACUCUGUUCAGAGAAGACAGCGUCAAGAGAUACAAAGAGCUGCUGGCCACCUCCAGCACCUGGAGCAGUGUCUUGGUGGGGAUACAGAGCAGACUGGAUGACUUCAACUCCUUCUCCAACGGCCUGCUGGCAGACCUGGAGGUGUGCAACGGACAUCUGAAUAAGGCUCUGGAUAUAGUCCUUCUCAGCUUCCAACCCAGGAGAGAAGCUCCGGAGCCUGGGGACACUCCUAGAGAAAAGGAACAAAUGGUCUUCAGGAUGCAUCAUCUGAAAGAGGAAAUGGAGAUCCUGGUCCGAGAGCUAGAGUGUAACAACAGCGUCAUAGAAAGUUUAGGAACGGUCAGCCCUGCUUCAGCGUCACUGAAGCCCAGUUCCAGGCCCUGUACACUGUAACCAGCGUUCACUUUGACCCACGCACACAAAUGCACACACACACACACACACACACCAUCAUUGGAUUCCAAAGGAUGGUCUCAUAUUGGUUGCCACUCAGAUGGUUAACAGAGUUGAUAACGACCUGUGUUGUAAAUAAUGCAUCCUAUCGAUAGGUCUUGACGUAAAGAUGGAAAGAGAUGCACACAAACAACUGAUGGAAACAUGAUUUAUAAUUUGGAGAGAGGAUGCUGGGAAUAUGGGAGUGUUUUCUGAGCGGGGUUGUGGUGGUGAGAAGACCUCCACAAAGUGGUUCAAUACAAACCUCAUUAAUGCUUUUAUGCGUAUUAUGGUGAUUGUAAUCGGAUGUCGUAGUGAUUCAGCGCCAUGUAUAGUGGCAGGGUAAAUGCUCAGUCAGAUGUAUGUCGUUUACUAGUUCUUUGAGGGGCUCACUGAGACAGCAUCUGGAAAGCUUUUAAAGAUAAACGAGAUUGAUGUUGAAUAUUUUUGCUGAAAUAAGCAUUGCUUUUCAUCUUAUUAUCUCUCACCCCCUGUUAUUGGAACACUCCUCACAAGGUUUCGUUCUCUCUGAGUCAAUUUAAAAUGUUGCACAUCUCCGGAUGUGAAACAAUCACUUUCCUUGUCAUUGUUACAAAUUGAAUUUACUGAUUGAUUUUUAGCGUACAUUAUCGUGUGUGUGUGUGUGUGUGUGUGUGUGUGUGUGUGUGUGUGUGUGUGUGUGUGUGUGUGUGUGUGUGUGUGUGUGUGUGUG
This is a messenger RNA of Gadus chalcogrammus (walleye pollock), 3060 nucleotides long. It is a transcript of the gene ikbke, whose product is annotated as inhibitor of nuclear factor kappa B kinase subunit epsilon. Lineage: Eukaryota; Metazoa; Chordata; Actinopteri; Gadiformes; Gadidae. Gene Ontology annotation, biological process: peptidyl-serine phosphorylation. The coding region runs from base 162 to 2309 and encodes 715 amino acids. Gene Ontology annotation, molecular function: ATP binding; protein serine/threonine kinase activity. The record is from RefSeq and is a predicted model, not a curated record. The transcript is spliced from 21 exons. Gene Ontology annotation, cellular component: cytoplasm.